Messenger RNA from Suillus bovinus, 1933 nucleotides. RefSeq lists its product as uncharacterized. The transcript has 4 exons. Gene Ontology annotation, molecular function: protein binding. Bases 80 to 1618 code for a protein of 512 amino acids. Lineage: Eukaryota; Fungi; Basidiomycota; Agaricomycetes; Boletales; Suillaceae. The record is from RefSeq and is a predicted model, not a curated record.
GCAUUGAAAUUGCUGCGAUCCGCAUUGUGUGCUCACUGUUGUGUUCCAGCGCCUAGUUAUCGCAACCGCAACGGUGACGAUGCACUGUCUUUUGGACCUUCCAAGCGAACUCCUAUGUCAAAUAUCCAAGAAUCUAGCAAAUGAUGAACUUCUAGUGCUCUGCAUCGUCUCAAAGCAGCUUCACUUUGCUGCACUGACCGUCUAUUUCGAUCGGUUCGCCGGCAUCAAUGCCCCUACGAACGCACCUGCCAGUAUCUGCCAGCCGACUGAAGCUGCAUUACGCGGGCUUCUGUUGGCACUCUGGGUGAAGAAAUGUAAUUCCAUCUGCUGUACUGUCAACAAUUAUGACCAACUCAACUUUCUUACGCGCUUUAUCUCAAAGUUGGAGCCGUUUCGCAACCUCCACUUACGCUUCGGGCGUGGCAUGGAGCCAUACUCGAGAAAUGUCAUCUUUGGACUUAUAGAUCUAAUGGUUGUUAUCAAGAAACAGGGAUGCGAAGACAUGCUGAUAACUGGGGGACACACAGACAGAGCAUGGGUUCCAGGAGUAACAGAUCUGACCCGCGCUUUGCGCUUGGAAGGUGUAGUCAGCACCGUGGAUACUGUUGUCAGAUUUUGCAGGAAAUUGUUUCGUCGUUAUAAACGUGACGAGAAUUACUGGAUCACGAUAACACCUUCCCUCACUACGUUGAAGGUAGUCAACCUUUCAACAGACUACUUCUUCGCGCCAUUCAUGAGCACAUGGACUAUUCGGACACUCAAUGAUUCUUCCAUCACUUCGUUAACACUUGACCUUCGCUUUCGCAAUGCGCCGAAGUGGACCCAUAUCCUGUCAAUGCUCCGCCUUCGCCAUCUCCGAGAAUUUGUUAUUUCCUCCAAUUCAUUAUCACUCCAGUGUUUGACACAGUUUCUGCGACGUCAUAACGGGCUCACCUCACUGACCACGAAAGGCCUUUCCUUGGAGGACAAUGAGGCACAGAACAAGUCGGUCCUCACCCUUAGUGCCCUUCCCAAACUUAGGACACUCGUGGGAUUGCCGAAUGACAUCGGGCACAUCCUCCGUCUUCAGCCUGGCUUCAAAGCCCUCAAAUAUAUAGACAUCAACGACCCUGAUGCUGAUGGAUACAUUUCAUCUGUGAACGACUGUCUCGACGCGAUGGUAGCCAGAGACAAAGUUUACGUGACUUCAAUAGCAAUCAAGACGGAACACAUGUCUUGGCUGCUGUCACAAAGCAGUGCAGGUUCAGAGAGGGCGAUGCCGCUCAUCACAUCCCUCACGAUUAUUUGGAAGGGCCAAAAUGAAGAGUUGCCCUCACCAAGUUUCACAGCCUCAUUAGCUAGCUGGGUAGCAUUGUUUCCAAUGCUGGAACAUAUCCACUGGGGAGUGAAGCGGGACCUCGAAGGAUCACAGGCCGAAAGAAACAUCGCCAUUGCUAUUAUCAACCGUUGCCCUCGUCUCAAGACUUUGGAAUUGCUGAAAGAUCCUCCCGAUCGUAAGAGGCAACCUCCUCCAGUUGAUGUGUGGCUUAGGAACGAUCCCUUGUCGAUUCAACAAUUGGCAUGGUCUCAGGACAGUCAAUAUAGUGUUGCCUCUUGUUCUUGUCGUGAUAAAGCUUGAGGAUAGUCGGUAAUAUCCAUAUUCUGUCGGGGUAUGCAAGAUAGAUCAAGUGUGUUCCAGAUACUGAUCAUUACUAGUGCUGUGCCAGCUUAGAUAGCGAAUACCGUACAUCCUAACCACAAGCUAACCACUUCCUGUUAAGCCCGGCGGGAAACCCGAGAAAUCUAUCUGAUCUUGGACUGCUUGCCCAGCAAGGGUAUAUGAUAUACGUAGCCGUAGCCGUAUAUUGGACUUUUGUAUAAAAUCAUCAAUCAGAAAGUAAUUUCCAUAUAAAGAAACAAGAGAUACAUACACCAGGUGGGGCCAUUACACGCA